GCAAGACGUCGGCGAGGAAGGAAGGGAAACAGAAGAAGGAAGCAAGCAAAACAACAGAGGCCUCAGGAGCUCCAAGAACAUUCAAAACAGACCUUUCUUUUCCUCCUCGACCGGGAAUAUCGCAGCUUUUGAGCACCUGCCAGCGGGGCCUCGCUUCUGAUUUUAAAACCUUAUCCCUUUGAACCCAUUGGAUUAUUUCUUUAUUAUUUAGGGCUUUGAGCCCCUUCAGCCUAAAUGGGGGGCAAAGAUCCAUGAAGGAGGACCCCUGAAGGGGGAGGAAUCAUAUUCUUCCCCCCAAAUGCCCUUUUUUUUUUAUCCCAACCUUAAAAUAGACCCCUACCCCCCCUUUUUAUUAUUAUUACUAUAGUUCCCUUUAAAUCCUCCCUUUAAAAGCCUCUUUAACUUCCCCCUCCAAUAUAUAGGUCUCUUCAAUUGAACUUAAUAUUCCCUUUGGAGAGAUUCCUCUCAUUUAGUCAAAUCCAUUCCAACAAUAACCAUAAUAAUAAUAGUAUUAAUAAAACAAACCAAUAACCCUCCAUUCCCUGAAAACCCUCCAUUUUAAGACUUGUAUAUCCAUUCCCUGGAUAUAUAUAUAUCUAUAUAUCUAUAUCUCUAUAUAUUAUAACUGCCUCCCACUAUGGAAUUUAAAUGUCCCUAAAAUAAAAUAACAUUUAGCUUGGUUUUAAGUUUAAAAAACCAAACAAACCCAUCCUCUUUUUUCUCCUUUUGCUCCAAAAGGUGCUAAAAACUCCCUUUUUGGGGAUGCCAGAGAGCCUUAAAAGAUCCUCUUAAAAUACAGGGAAUCCACCUGUCAAUCACCUUUAAUAUUUUAAGUGCCAAUAUAUAUAUAUUUAUAUAUAUAUAUGUAUAGAGAGAGAGAGGGGCUUCUCUUAUGCCUCCCAGCUCCUGUGCCUUCAUCGAGACCUAAAUAACCCCCUAAAUAUCCCCAAACCCUCUUUUUCCCCUUCCCAUGCCCCCCAAAAUCUCACCCCAAAGACCCAGCUGACGUCCCCAAACUCCUUUUUGGGGGAAGCAAGCCCCCCCAAACCACCAUGAACCACCCUUUCCUUUGCCACCCUUGGCGCCUCUUUGCCCCCCAUAAAGGCUUUCUGAUGUGAGCCCCCCUUUUUCCUACCCCCAUUCCCUCCCUUUAGAUCCUUUGUACCCCCUUAAAGGGGAACAUAAAACCUAUCAUCCCCACCAACAAACCCUAUUGGGCUUCAUGCCCCCCCGGAAGAUAAUGGAGGCGGUGGGCGACUUUGAAUACAGCAAGAAGGACCUCAUAGGACAUGGCGCUUUUGCGGUGGUCUUUAAAGGCCGCCACCGCAAGAAAACGGACUGGGAGGUGGCCAUCAAAAGCAUCAACAAAAAGAACUUGUCGAAGUCUCAGCUCUUGCUCGGCAAAGAGAUCAAGAUUUUAAAGGAGCUCCAGCACGAGAACAUUGUCGCCCUCUACGAUGUCCAGGAGCUGCCCAACUCUGUCUUUCUGGUAAUGGAGUAUUGCAAUGGUGGUGAUCUGGCUGAUUACUUACAAGCAAAAGGAACUCUCAGCGAAGACACCAUCCGGGUCUUCUUGCAGCAGAUUGCAGCCGCCAUGCGCAUCCUCCACAGCAAAGGGAUCAUCCACAGGGAUCUCAAGCCUCAGAACAUCCUCCUGUCGUAUGCCAAUCGCAGGAAGGCAAGCCUCAGCGGCAUCCGCAUCAAAAUAGCUGACUUUGGCUUUGCACGCUAUCUCCAGAGCAACAUGAUGGCAGCCACCCUCUGCGGUUCCCCUAUGUAUAUGGCUCCUGAAGUGAUCAUGUCACAGCACUACGAUGCUAAAGCUGAUCUUUGGAGCAUCGGAACGGUGAUCUACCAGUGUCUGGUUGGAAAGCCGCCUUUUCAGGCCAAUAGUCCUCAAGAUUUAAGGAUGUUUUACGAAAAGAACAGGAAUCUGAUCCCCAGUGUCCCCAGGGAAACAUCGGCAUACUUGGCUGACCUGCUGUUGGGUUUGCUUCAGAGAAACCAGAAAGACAGAAUGGACUUCGAAGCCUUCUUCAACCACCCGUUCCUGGAUCAGGUUUCGAUGGUCAAAAAAUCUUGCCCCGUGCCCGUGCCAGCAUACACCGGCUCAGUGUCUGGCAGCUCCUGUGGUAGUUCUCCCUCCUGCCGGUUUGCUUCUCCCCCAUCGCUCCCGGACAUGCAGCACAUUCAAGAGGACACCCUGUCUUCCCCUCCCCUGGGGCCACCCAAUUUCCUUCAGGUCUCCAAAGAGUCUGCCAGCACCAGUAGCAAGAACUCCUCGUGUGACACGGAUGAUUUCGUCCUGGUUCCGCACAACAUCUCUUCCGACCAGUCAUACGACAUGCCCCUGGCGGCAGCGGGGCGAAGGGCCUCGAGCGAGUUCCUGAUGUGUGGAGGACAGUCUCCGUUAACCGUUUCGGGAAGCUCUGGCAAUUUUCAGAAGCCUUCCUCAAACUCCUCCGGAAGUAGUUCUUCUGGUUCGGCAAACAGGCAGUGCCAGCCGCAGGUCUCCCCCCGCAGCGAAACAGCCCCCAUCCCGGUGCCCACACAACUACGCAACUAUCAGCGCAUUGAGCAGAACCUGACGUCCGCCGCCAGCCCCGCUUCGAACCCCCACGGCUCCCCAAGGUCUGGGGUGGUGAGGCGGUCGAACACCAGCCCCAUGGGUUUCCUGAAGACUGGUUCCUGUUCUCCGGUGCCGGCAGAUGCGGCGCAGGGCGUGGGGCGCCGGCUGUCUACCGGAUCCUCUUCCCGGCCAUAUUCCCCUUCGCCGCUCGUUGGCACCAUACCUGAGCAGCUUGGGCACUGCUGUUGUGGGCAGCUGCAAGGGCAUGAAUCCAGAAGCCGAACCUCCUCAGGCUCACCAGCACCGCCGUCCCCGUCUCCGCAGUCUCUCCUAAUGGCAGGAGCCCGGCUUCAGAACACCCCGACCCUGACGGACAUUUAUCAGAACAAGCAGAAGCUCCGGAAACAGCAUUCGGACCCGAUCUGCCCCUCGUAUGCCGGCUACAGCUACAGCCAUUCCCCGCAACCCGCCCGCCCCGUCAGCCUUGGCACAUCACCCACCAAGCACCCAGGGUCAUCGCCCCGGAGCUCUGACUGGCUCUUCAAGACUCCCCUGCCAACCAUCAUUGGCUCUCCCACCAAGGCCACAGCUCCUUUCAAGAUCCCCAAAACGCAAGCGUCCUCCAACCUGGUGGGCCUGAUCGGUCGCCAGGGGCCAGCUGACGCCCCUCUGCAACAGCCCAAAGAGGCGGGCGAAGUGCCGAGGGAGUUCUCCCACUUCCACUUGACGCAGGGAAACGACCGACAGGCUGAGCAACAGCAACAGCAGCACGGGAAAACCGUCUUCGGCAGGUCCGUAAGUACUGGGAAGCUGUCAGAUCAACAGGCCAAGGCGGCUCUCGGUGGCCAGCUCUACCAGGGCAGCACAGACAGCCUUAAUACCGAGCGGCCAAUGGAUACAGCUCCUCCAGGGGCCUGUGGCCUCACCGCAGUACCUCCUUGCCUAGGCACUGGAGCGGGUUCGAGAGCUGUGAUGUUUACUGUCGGAUCCCCACCAAACAGCGCCACCCCUCCCACCUGCACCCACAUGGUCCUCAGGGCUCGCACGACAUCAGUCGGCUCCAGCAGUUCCGGAGGGUCUCUAUGUUCCACCAGUGGCCGCGUCCUCAUGGGGUCCCCACCAGGGAUUUACAUAGGCUCUUCUCCUCCUGGAGCAGAAACAGCUCCAUGCCUGAAGUAUAUGCCUUACGGCACCUCCCCACCCAGCUUAGAGGGCUUUAUCACUUUUGAAGCCCCUGAACUGCCAGAAGAAACUCUGAUGGAGAGAGAGCACACUGACACCCUGCGCCACUUGAACCUGAUGCUGGCCUUCACGGAGUGCGUGCUGGACUUGACCGCCGUCCGGAGUGGGAACCCAGAGCUGUGCUCCUCGGCCGUGUCUUUGUACCAGAUCCAGGAGAGCGUCGUCGUGGAUCAGAUCAGCCAGCUGAGCAAAGACUGGGGGCAAGUUGAGCAGCUGGUGCUGUACAUGAAGGCGGCCCAGUUGCUAGCCUCCUCCUUGCACUUAGCCAAAGCGCAGAUCAAGUCGGCCAAGCUGAACCUCUCCACGGCUGUGAAGCAAGUUGUCAAAAACCUGAACGAGAGGUACAAAUUCUGCAUCUCCAUGUGCAAGAAGCUGACGGAAAAGCUGAACCGGUUCUUCUCGGACAAGCAGCGCUUCGUCGACGAGAUCAACAACGUGACGGCCGAGAAGCUCAUCUACAGCUGCGCAGUGGAAAUGGUACAGGCAGCCGCCUUGGAUGAGAUGUUUCAGCAGACGGAAGACAUUGCGUACCGAUACCACAAAGCGGCUCUGUUGCUGGAAGGCCUGACAAAGAUCUUGCAAGACCCGGCCGAUAUUGACAACAUUAACAAAUAUAAGGCCAGCAUCGAACGGAGGCUCUCGGCUCUUUGCUACAGCGCGGUGGCCGUUUACGAACAGUAGCUGGAUCUCCCGGGGACCAGUCGGCGCAUGUUCGGCUACAGCCAAAUCGUCGGUCGAGGGGACAUGGGCCUUUCCGUUUCCAUGGUUGUCUACCAAAGAAUACACAAAAACCCGCCGCCAGUUCUCAGAGGGGGAACAAAACCCCAAACUGUUUCGGAGGAGACUCGCCUUACAUCUCACUUAGCCCCCCCGACCCCUUUGUCCUCUUCGCGGAGCAGCUGGAUUUGAAAAGACCUCCUUCAACCGAGCGGGGAGAAGCAAAGAAUUGCGACUUGUCGGUUUACUUCUGUACAAAAGGGUGGCCUUUGCUUAAGGCCCGGAACAAGCAGGUUUCCUAAAGUGGGGAGAUUAUUCCUUUUUCCUCCCACUCCUCCUUGUUGUUGUUGUUGUUUUGGAACAAGACUGUGGAGCGGAGAAGACGUGACCACGUGAACCACAAACCUGUGUUUAAGGAGAGUUUCUGCAGGCUGCGAGACAAGGACCCGAACUCGGACCUUCGUGAAUUAUAACCACUCCUGGAGCCUAUGAAGAAAUCGGGGAGAAAACCGGCACCUUUGGAAACAAUAAAGAAAGACUGGGGAAAUGAUGGAACGACGGGGAUUUUUAUUUGGGGACUGGGAGGGUGGCAUCCAUUCAGAGUCCCUGGGACAAUGUUUUAGCGGCGAUCGUGGCUCUACAAACGCGGAUUCCCCCCCUUUUCUCCACUCUGAACCACUUUAUAUUGCACUAAUGUACUAAAGGAACUAUGUACUUUGGGGUUUUUUUGGGGGAGGGGGGCUGUCAAUUUUGGACAAACCAAGGCACAAUGACAAACUCUUACCGUGGGAGAGCAGGAGUUUCGUUUCACUGUAUGCGUUUUAAGGAAGGAAUAAAAACCACACACAAAACACACGCACCUCAUGGUCACCGUCGUCCAGUCCAAACCUUCCCAGGAUUUCAGACGUAGCUUCUCUGGAGACUUUCGGACGACGCGGCGCGCGACUCGGUCUUCGGCGGGGUCUUUCCGCCCUCCGUUUUAUAUAUCUCUGGACACUCGAACGAACCUUCGGCAGUUUGCAGCGACCUCUUUCCUCCCCGCACUUUCCCCGGUUAAGGGUUUGGUUGCUUAGUCCUGUGGUAGCAUGUGAAUUGUGUGACGUCGCCCGCUUCGGCUGUUAGUACCGAUUCCCCCGAACCCGCCCCGUAUACCGAUUUUUUAAAAGGACGUUAUUUAAGUAUAGUUUUGUUUUGGACUCGUAGGAAAAGACACUACUGCGGUUUCAAUCUUCGCGGAGCGGCAAAGAUGCUGUUUGGUGACCGCAGCCUUCCCUUAGGAAGCAUCCGGAAACGUCGUGAAACGGCUCCCGGGCGGCUUUUGCGGAUGUUUCCCCCUCCACUUCGUCGCCUUCUUCCGCGUGGUUUUUGCCGCCGAUGAAAAGUAUUUAGCCGACGUUGUUGUUUUCCCCUCGAAGUAGUUCCUCGUAAGUGCGAGAAAUCUCCGUUCGCUCUCACUUGAAGUAAAAACGAAACCUCGCUUAUUCUUCAGAAUGAAGUUUCAGAUUUUUUGUUUUUGUUAUUCAAAAACCGGUCAGACCUCUUCCGACGGGGAGGUUGUUGGCGUUCAAGAACCAACCGUUUUGAACGGACGGAUAAGAACGUUUUCAAAGCGUGCGUAUGCGUGCGUGCGUCGGCCUCUCUUCCCCCCCCCCUUCCGUUGUGAUUUUAUUUUGCUUCGACAAAAGUAAUGUGCUUCUUAACCUUUUAUUUAUCCGUACGAGAAAUUCCAGCAAGUUAAUUUUUGUGUCUUUUUCGUUUCCGUUUUUUAAUUUAUAUACGGCGCUCGUAUUUUUUAGGCCUCUUUAAUAAUACGGUGUUUCUACUACCUCUCCUUUGUAACUUCGCAUGCGUCCGUUCCCAGCCCGUCGCGUCACGGCUCCGAGAGAGAGAGAAUGAGAGAGAUUGGAAAGAAUCCCGUCGCAUAAUUUUUAUUAUGGCUUGUAUAAAUGUAUAUUACGGUUAAAACAAAACAAAUAAACGGAUGUCUGAAAGGAGUUUCUACUUGUAGCCGCAGAGCGCGAAUCGAAGCGAUAGCGUCGCUUGGUGUGCGUUAGAAACCGAAACCUUUCAGGCCGGUUGAUUUAUUUAAACAUACGAGUUUUUGUGGUCUGAUCCACAAAAAGCUCCAUCUAAGGAGAGAUUAAAAUGACAAUUGCCAUUGA
This is a messenger RNA of Sceloporus undulatus (fence lizard), 6690 nucleotides long. It is a transcript of the gene ULK2, whose product is annotated as unc-51 like autophagy activating kinase 2. The transcript has 28 exons. Gene Ontology annotation, cellular component: autophagosome; cytoplasm. The coding region runs from base 1223 to 4492 and encodes 1089 amino acids. Gene Ontology annotation, biological process: axon extension; peptidyl-serine phosphorylation; autophagy. NCBI's taxonomy places the organism in Eukaryota, Metazoa, Chordata, Lepidosauria, Squamata, Phrynosomatidae. Gene Ontology annotation, molecular function: ATP binding; protein serine/threonine kinase activity. The record is from RefSeq and is a predicted model, not a curated record.